UUCUUAAAAAAGAUGGUAUUUUAGUGAUUACAUCACCUUAUUCUUGGUUUGAAACAUUUACACCAAAAAGUGAAUGGCUCGGUGGCUAUGAUGAAAUUAAUGGGUUUGAUGGUUUAAAACAGAUACUUUUACCAGGUUUUGAUUUAAUUGAUGAAAAAAAUCUUCCGUUUCUUAUCAGAGAAACUCGCCGAAAGCAUGAACUGAAUAUAAGUCAUGCUACAGUAUGGAGAAAUAAAUAA
This is a messenger RNA of Didymodactylos carnosus, 239 nucleotides long. NCBI's taxonomy places the organism in Eukaryota, Metazoa, Rotifera, Eurotatoria, Philodinida, Philodinidae. The record is from the annotation of a GenBank genome assembly.